UGAGAGAAAUGACUGCGUUUUGAGUCCUUUGUCGCCCCUACCCCCACACCACCUCCUCUCAUCCCUCCUCUUCUUCUUCUCCUUCCCUUUCUCUGCACUCGAUCCUCCUUGUUCUUCUUGUCGUUGUUAUUUUUCUUUUCUUUAAAUCUCUCUCUCUCUCUCAUAGAUAAUUCAACUACUCUUAAAACUUCGAGUACCGGAGCACACCCUCUCUCUCUCUCCCUCCCUCUCUCUCCAUCUCUCUCUUCUUUUUCCAUUCUCUUCUUAUUUUCUCUAUAUAUUAAUUUUUCCCACUUCCAUAAAAUAAACAAAAGCAGAAAAACACAAACAGUUUUUAAUUUGCUAUUCCCAGUUCCAUAAACUAAUUUUAUAUAAAAAAUCAUUUUUAAUAAUUUUCUCCCCUUGUUUUCUGUUUUUCUUUUUGAUGUGUCCAUGGCUGGUUUGGAUUUAGGCUCAGCUCCUCGCUACGUUCACCAGCUUCACAGGCAAGACUUGCACCUCCAACAACAACAACAAACCGACUCUGAAGACGAUGCAGUAGUCAACAGGUCAACCGGCCAGUUCUCCGCGGAAGAUCAUCACCAGGGCCUUGACCUCGGGGGCAUCAACCCCGGGUCAGGAGACAUCGUGGCCCGACGGCCCCGAGGUCGUCCUCCUGGAUCCAAAAACAAGCCUAAGCCCCCAGUCAUCAUCACAAGAGAAAGCGCCAACACUCUCCGAGCACAUAUUCUCGAGGUAGGCAACGGCUGCGAUGUAUUCGACUGCGUCGCCACGUACGCGCGGCGCCGACAGCGUGGGAUCUGUAUUUUGAGCGGCAGCGGAACGGUCACCAAUGUAAGCCUGCGGCAGCCGGCCGCAGCAGGCUCCGUAGUAACCCUUCAUGGAAGGUUCGAGAUUUUGUCCCUUUCAGGCUCAUUUUUGCCCCCGCCGGCCCCUCCCGGCGCCACGAGCUUGACCAUAUUCUUGGCCGGCGUGCAAGGGCAGGUGGUCGGGGGCAGCGUGGUCGGUGAGUUGACCGCCGCAGGCCCCGUUAUUGUGAUCGCCUCCUCGUUUACUAAUGUUGCUUAUGAGAGGCUGCCUUUGGAUGAAGAGGAGCAGUUGCAGGUGCAGGUCCCCCAGGGUUCCGGAGGUAGCGGCGGCGGCGGUGUGGGUGUCGGCAACAACCCUUUCCCCGACCCGUCUUCGGGGCUUCCUUUCUUUAAUCUUCCAUUGAAUAUGCAGAAUGUUCAGCUGCCGAUUGAUGGGUGGGCUGGAAAUAACUCAGGAGGUCGUCCACCAUUUUGAGAGAGAGAGAGUAGAGCAAAUUAAUUGAAGUGAGAUGAUGCUAAGAGUUUGAUGUGUUUAAUUAGAAUAUUUUAGAUGGGGAUUUCAGAUUUGAAGCUGGGUUGUGCAUUGGAUGAGAUGAGCUUUCUUGGAGAUAAAAGGUCAGCAAAUUUCAUGGACUAGCUAGUCAUCAUCCUCAUGUUUAAUUUUUUUUUCUUCUUCUUCUUUCUUUUUCUGUUAAAUUUGAAGUUACCACUUCUUCUUCUUCUUGUUGUUUCUUCUUUUGGGUCUCUUGGAUUUAUGGAAAUAGUGGCUUUUGUUCUUUAUAAGGAAUGGUUUGAGGUUUCAGCUUUAAACAGAUAGCAAUUAUUUUUAUUACGUUUAGAAAGUGGCACAGUCCCUGAAAUUUAGGGGGUACUGCUACCAA
Prunus persica (peach) is the source of this 1690-nucleotide messenger RNA. Its product is annotated as AT-hook motif nuclear-localized protein 23. Bases 433 to 1284 code for a protein of 283 amino acids. The transcript has a single exon. Gene Ontology annotation, cellular component: nucleus. Gene Ontology annotation, molecular function: minor groove of adenine-thymine-rich DNA binding; DNA-binding transcription factor activity. The record is from RefSeq and is a predicted model, not a curated record. NCBI's taxonomy places the organism in Eukaryota, Viridiplantae, Streptophyta, Magnoliopsida, Rosales, Rosaceae.